AUGUCACCUCCAAUGAUUGACAUUUCCCAAUACGAAAUCUCCAUAAUCAAACAAGCUUGGCUUGCUUUAAACUUAUUCACCAAUUAUCACAACUUAAACACCACCGGACAAAAUGGAGGCCCCAAAGUGAUCAACAAUGAUUUCAACUUGCGUGAAUUUGAACAAAACCUAGCCACGAAAAUAUACCACAAAUCCGCCACAAAGGACCUGCUGGAUUUGCCCAACUUCAUUACUGGAACCCAUAUUCUCGACAAUGAUUUAUUCAACAGCCACCAUGCCACUACUACUCCAUCUUCAAUAUCCGAUUCUGAGAUUAGUGCAAUCAUCAAUGAUUAUCAAUUAGAACCAUUACUUCAAUUCAUAACCAUUAUGAUUAACCAUUUAGAAUUCAAUAUGAUCCAACCUGGUCAAUCAAUGAUUACAAAUUUUCUGAAUCGAAAUGUCCGUUUAUACGACAUGUCUUUUGCAAAAUAUCAACUUUGGGGCGAAUGUCUUAUAGAGUCCAUGGUUGAUAAAUUGAGUAUAACUGAUGCUAGCAAGUUUCAAGGUGAAGAACAAUUUAUCUUUAACAAGUUUUUAUCUCAAGUAUUGAGUUUUUUGGCAUAUCAUAGUAAAGAGUCUACCGUGGCGUUUCCUAAUGACUCUGCAAUAUCAAACAACCGAGACCAUGCGGGGAAAAGAACAUUGGUAGGUGAAAGCUACCCAGGUCCAACUAUAUCCGACAUGGCAAAUGUUACAAGUCCAUAUUCUCAUUUGGCACAACCUGUUAAACCAUCAACUAGGUCGUCGUCGUCGUCAGCGAGAUCAUCAACGAGAUUAUCAACCACAUCUACGUUACCAUCAGACAAAUCAUCCCAAAUGUCCCUACAUCACACUCAAAGUUUCAAUAAUGAACCAUUUGAUCAUCUACUGGAAACUGACAUCAACAAGAUACACAAUCCACAACCAUCUGCACCAGAGAAAAAAACCAAUCAUUUAAUCAAACAGGACGACAAAGAGCUUUCUCUCGCACGUUCGGUAUCUUUGGAAUCCAUAACUGAUGAUACCUAUGACUAUUUGAACUCAUUUAGAUGUUACAAAACACCCAUUGAAGAGAGCAAGUAUGCUAAGCUCAAACGAUCAUUUUCUAAAACAUCUUCUUCUUCUUCAUCAAGAAGGAAAUGGAGUUUACUGAAAAGGAAAGGUAAUGAAACUCCACUACAAAGUCAACUCACUCAAGGACAAUCGAUGGAAAAACAACAUUCCAAAAAUGGACUUUAUCGAAUAAUCAGUCGUAGGUAG
This is a messenger RNA of Lodderomyces parapsilosis, 1281 nucleotides long. RefSeq lists its product as uncharacterized. The coding region runs from base 1 to 1281 and encodes 426 amino acids. Lineage: Eukaryota; Fungi; Ascomycota; Pichiomycetes; Serinales; Debaryomycetaceae. The record is from RefSeq and is a predicted model, not a curated record. The transcript has a single exon.